GGAGACGCCAGAUGGCGCUGUUUCACGACGCCCUCUGGCGGAUGCGGCGCACGCUGACCUGGAAUCGCUGGCGAAUUGAGUGCGAUGCAUGAGGUGGAGGCUCCUCCAGAACAGACCACUCUACUCCCACCGUUUAGCAAGAAAGGAAGCGACGGCGGCAGACCUUACAGCAGAAGGAAGGGGGGGACGUAAAGGAAGCCAGGGACAACAAAGGAAAAGAGGCUCCAGAGUGAAGAUGGCUGAGCCGGAGCUGAAGUCACGGGGCAGCCGGGAGAGCGUCGCCAAGGCUGCCGGCCACCAGAGGAUGGGAGGUGAUGAAGCUCCUCUGACAGCCGACGGCAUCAGUGUGGAGCGGGCGGCUUCUCCGUCCGACGCCAUGGUCCCCGAGAGCGCCGCAGAAGGUGCUCCAGCCAAGGGAGAGAAGGUGAAGCUCAAGCGCAGCAUCACUCUUAUCAACGGCGUGGGGAUGAUCAUCGGCACCAUCAUCGGCUCGGGCAUCUUCGUCACCCCCACCGGCGUUGUUAAAGAAGCCGGGUCCGCCGGACUCUCGCUGGUCAUCUGGUCGGUUUGCGGGUUGAUCUCCACCAUGGGAGCUCUGUGCUACGCCGAGCUGGGCACCACCAUCACCAAGUCAGGGGGAGACUACACCUACAUCCUGGAGGUGUACGGGGAGCUGGCUGCUUUCCUCAAGCUCUGGGUGGAGAUGCUGAUCAUCCGACCCUCCUCGCAGUACGUGGUGUCCCUGGUCUUCGCCACCUACCUUCUCAAACCUCUGUUCCCCAGCUGCCCAGUGCCUGACAGCGCUGCCAAGCUCAUAGCCUGCGCCUGUCUCGCCACGCUGACGUUUGUCAACUGCAUCAGUGUGAAAGCAGCGACCAAAGUUCAAGACUUGUUCACAGUCUCCAAGCUGGUGGCUCUGAGCAUCAUCAUCCUCUUCGGCUUCAUUCAGAUUUUCAGAGGUGAUGUGCCUUACCUGAGACCCGAUGUUGCGUUUGAGGGCAGCAAAUAUGGCGUGGGCAACAUCGUCUUGGCUCUGUACAGCGGCCUCUUCGCCUUCGGCGGGUGGAACUACCUGAACUACGUCACGGAGGAGAUGGUCAAUCCAGAGAGGAACCUGCCGCUGUCCAUCAUCAUCUCCCUCCCCAUUGUCACAGUGGUCUACGUCCUGACCAACCUGGCCUACUUCACCACCAUCUCGCCGCAGGUCAUGGUGGAGUCGGAAGCCGUGGCUGUGAGUUUCGGCGAGUACCACCUGGGGGUGAUGGCCUGGCUGAUCCCGGUGUUCGUGGGGCUCUCCUGUUUCGGAGCCGUCAACGGGUCCCUGUUCACCUCGGCGAGAUUGUUCUACGUCGGAGCAAGGGAGGGUCAACUUCCUGCUGCUCUGGGGUUGGUCCACACCGACCUCUUCACUCCGGUUCCCUCACUGAUCUUCACUUGCUUCCUGUCCAUGAUGUACGCCAUCUCGCAGGACAUCUUCUCCGUCAUCAACCUCUUCAGCUUCUUCACCUGGCUGUGUGUGGGGAUGGCCAUCGCCGGGAUGCUGUGGCUGCGCUUCAGAAAGCCUCACCUUCGACGUCCCAUUAAGGUGUACCUCUUCAUCCCCGUCACCUUCGUCCUGAGCUGCGUCUUCAUGAUCGUGGUGUCGUUCUGGGCGGCUCCGUUCGAGUGCCUGAUCGGCUGCGGCAUCAUUCUCACAGGUAUCCCGGCGUACCUGCUGGGCUACAAGUGGAAGAAGCCCCAUGUGGUGAAGAAGAUGCUGGAAAUCUUCACAACGUUCUGUCAGAAGAUCUUCCUGGCGGUUCCCGAGGAGAAGGAACAACAUGAAGCGGCCGAGGUGUCACAGUGAGACUCGAAUGGAGACCAAGAAGAGCCAAUGUUUAGUUCCGAUGUUUACAUUCGUUCUGCAUUUCCUUGUUCCUUCACAGUGUCACAAUCCAUUACGUGAAUGUAUGCUGUUAGCGUAGCGGCUAGUACAUGAAGAUCCGUUAGUUCAUAUUUUGUACACUUUUUUAUUGACAGUUUCCAAGCGUUUUUUCUUUCACGUUCUGACCAAUGACAUUUUUUUUCCUUUUCCCACUCUCGAGCUAGUGUAGCAACACUAAGCCCCCUUUUUGUAUCAGCAACAGAUUUGUGUCUGAGAGCUGUCAGAGCUGCUCAGCCCAGUUACAGGCUUGGUUCACAUGUAGCCCUCAUAAACACUUCGGUGGUGUUGGAGAUGUUUCUGAGCCAGGUGCGUUGCACUCUCGCUGGAUGGGAGGCUCCUUGAGUCUUCAAUACGCUUGGUCGCAGCUUACUGAGGCCUUUUCUGUGGUGUCCGAACAUGUUUGGAUCAACUCACCCCUGUGCUGUUUUGGGACGCACAACCGUAGAUUCCUCCUCCUCAUUCCUCAUGGUUCUUGCUAGAGGCGGUGAUUCUGUUUUCUAAGCUAUACACAUUUUAGUCCAACUAUAAAACAGGGUUCACAACUAUCACCGCUAUUUUUUUACUGCUGUAAGUUUAGUUUUAUACAUUGAAGAAAAUCGCUGCUCAAUAAUUUAGCACAAACGUUGAUUGUGGUAUUUGCUGAGGCUUUUCUUGUGUGUUUAUCCAAAUAUUUCAUUGUUUGGGAUGAAGAAUUGCUGUGUCAUGGUUCGUGGCGUUUUGUGUAGUGUAUUCAUGGGCCGUUGUCUCUCUAGACCAAAACGAAUGUUGCGUCUUGUAAUGAUCACAGCUGAGGUCAUGUAUUUUUUAUUUUUUUUAAUGAAUCAGGCUUUAAAAAACUGAUUUGAAGACUCUCAAUCAACCUUAAAUAUAUAUUUUAUUUAUUUCGAUUUCAUGUGAGAUGUUUUCCGUUUGGCUAAAAUAGGAUUCAACGUUUAUUUUGCACAGUGUUUAUGAAAAGAAGGAAUUUGAAUUUGAGGAAUUUGAAAUGAAAGCACCAAGAUUGAACUGUCAGCAGCGUGAAGUGAUUUCAGUUUAGUUGUCUGAGCGACUGUUUCUAGUUUUUGGUGAGUUGUGCUGGAACGUGUCCUUUUGUGUGUGAAGAUUGUUGGAGAGAGAAGCAAAAGCUGAAGUGUUUGUGCCUAAAACAGCCGCGUGUGUGCUGCCGGUCGAUGUUUGUUUUACUCUCUCGUUGUGGGGUGACAAUAAAGCUAUUUUUGCUCAUGUCUGUCGCUCAUUCAUCCCUAAUAAAUACACGUGGAAUCAGACGUUUCACAUCUUCAUUUGGUGUCUCGGCUGUGCUGGUGUAUAUGGA
This is a messenger RNA of Synchiropus splendidus (mandarinfish), 3236 nucleotides long. Its product is annotated as large neutral amino acids transporter small subunit 1-like. NCBI's taxonomy places the organism in Eukaryota, Metazoa, Chordata, Actinopteri, Syngnathiformes, Callionymidae. Gene Ontology annotation, molecular function: L-amino acid transmembrane transporter activity; neutral L-amino acid transmembrane transporter activity. Gene Ontology annotation, biological process: amino acid transmembrane transport; neutral amino acid transport. The coding region runs from base 89 to 1846 and encodes 585 amino acids. The transcript has 12 exons. The record is from RefSeq and is a predicted model, not a curated record. Gene Ontology annotation, cellular component: membrane.